ACCUGACAGUCUGAGUGAUAACAUACUGCCGACUGAAGACUUCUUUCAAAAUGGCAAAUAGGACGAUAUUCUCUGGAUAUUAAAUGUAAGGUUUUCGUGUCCAGUGCGUUUUUGUUGAGGACUGCAGUUUUACUCUACAACGAGAAGAACAUAAUUAGUCUAUAGGUUUUUUUAAAGAGCAAUUUUUGUCAUCAUGGAGUCUAAUAAAAAGCAGGUGACUCCUCAGCUGAUGAUGGCCGUCGGAACAGCUGUGAUUGGCUCCUUGCAGUUUGGAUACAACACAGGAGUCAUCAACGCCCCUCAGAAGAUCAUUGAGGGCUUCUACAAUGAGACAUGGCAUAACAGGUAUUCAGAGUACAUUCCGCCGACCACUUUAACCACACUCUGGUCUGUAUCAGUGGCCAUUUUCUCUGUGGGCGGCAUUUUCGGCUCCUUCUCAGUGGGACUCUUUGUAAACCGCUUUGGCAGGAGGAACUCAAUGCUCAUAGCUAACGUUCUGGCCUUCAUUGCUGCUGCUUUUAUGGGCUUUUCGAAGCUGGCUGAAUCUUGGGAGAUGCUUAUUAUUGGACGGUUCAUUGUGGGUCUUUACUCGGGCCUGUCCACAGGCUUUGUGCCGAUGUAUGUUGGAGAAAUUGCCCCGACUUCAUUACGUGGGGCACUGGGAACACUUCAUCAACUUGGCAUUGUUAUUGGCAUUCUCAUGGCACAGAUCUUUGGUAUUAAAGAAAUCAUGGGGUCUCCCACAUUGUGGCCCUUCAUGCUUGGCUUCACCUUCAUCCCAGCUGUACUCCAGUGUGCCCUGCUGCCCUUCUGUCCUGAGAGCCCACGAUACCUUCUCAUCAACCAGAACGAGGAGGCUAAAGCCAAAAGCGUGUUAAAGAAGCUGCGUGGCACUGAUGAUGUGGGCGCAGACAUGCAGGAGAUGCGGGAGGAGAGCAGACAGAUGAUGAGGGAGAAGACAGUCACCAUCCCCGAGCUCUUCCGCUCAUCACUGUACCGCCAGCCCAUCUUCAUCGCCAUCAUGCUGCAGCUCUCACAGCAGUUCUCCGGCAUCAAUGCUGUAUUUUAUUACUCUACUGGUAUCUUUGAGAAAGCGGGGGUGACUGAGCCGGUUUAUGCCACCAUUGGUGCUGGAGCUGUGAACACAGCAUUCACAGUGGUCUCUCUGUUCAUAGUGGAGCGAGUAGGCCGAAGAUCACUACAUCUUAUUGGGCUGAUGGGAAUGGCUGUUUCUUCUGUUCUCAUGACUAUAGCAAUGGCGCUACUGACAAAAGUGGAAUGGAUGUCAUAUGUCAGCAUUGUAGCCAUCUUCAGUUUUGUGGCAUUUUUUGAGAUUGGACCAGGCCCAAUCCCAUGGUUCAUUGUGGCAGAGCUAUUUAGUCAAGGCCCUCGUCCUUCUGCCUUUGCUGUUGCCGGGUUCUCCAACUGGUUUGCCAACUUCUUGGUGGGAAUGUGCUUCCAGUAUGUUGAGGAACUGACCGGCCCGUACGUUUUUAUCAUCUUCACUGUCCUCCUGCUGCUAUUCUUCGUCUUCACCUACUUCAAAGUUCCUGAGACUAAAGGCCGGUCGUUUGAAGAGAUCACAGCCAGCUUCCGCACAGGAGCAGAUAAAUAUAACCGAGAUGAUCUGAACACAUUGGGGGCAGAUUCACAACUUUGAGCUCUACACACAGGUUUAUACAGUAAAGGCCCAUUCACACCAGGGAUGAUAACUAGCACAUUUUGAUAAUCAUUCUAAUUUGUUUCGAUUCUUAAGGAAUUUAUUACAAUAAUAACAUUAUUGUUGGGAUCACUUAAAAAAAUUCCGACAGCCAAUCAGAAUACACUCAGAAUUAAUGAUUUAGAGUGUUUAAAGUGACAGAUGAUAAUUAAAAAUAUAUAUUUGUAAUAAUGAGAAGUAACAGGCUGGUUUUAUGUCUGUCAGACCAGUUAUGAAAUACUAAUUUCAGCUAAAAGCGAUAUUUUUUUAAACAUUUUUUUCUCUUACUUAUUCCAAUGGUGGCUAUAUAAUACAUAACUUAAUGUAAUGUUAUGUUUAAGUUAUUAUUAAGCUGCAUUCAUUUUAGCCACUAUUUUUGACAUAUAGUAUAUAGAGGGAUGCAGGAAUGAUGCUAGAACUGCCCCAAAAAUAAUCUGCUAUUGGUUCCUUUAAUAUUUUCUUAUGGGGUUUUACAAUUGAGAGUUUCUAUUUCUUUUCUUUCAGAUUCUGACAUCAUUCCCACACCAAUCAUUCAUUCAUUUUCUUUCGGCUUAGUCCCUUUAUUAAUCUGGGGUCACCACAGCGGAAUGAAUCACCAACUUAUCCAGCAUAUGUUUUACGCAGCAGAUGCCCUUCCAGCCUGAACCCAUCACUGGGAAACAUCCAUACACACUCAUUCACAUAGAUACACUUAAGUCAAUUUUAGCAUACCCAAUUCGCGUAUAUCACAUGUCUUUGGACUUGUGGGGGAAACCGGAGCACCCGGAGGAAACCCACGUGUACACGGGGAGAACAUGCUAACUCCACACAGAAACGCCAACUGACCAGCAACCUUCUUGCUGUGAGGCGAACGUGCUACCCACUGCGCCACCAUGCAGCCCCUCCCCCUGAAUGAAUUGGGUGCAUGAUGGAUUCAGUAAGCCAUUCAUAAAGACAGCCACUUGCUUCAUUUAUGAAUGAAUCAGCAGUUUUGGAGGAAGCAGUUGAAGUAACCAUUCAUUGACUCACAGAUAACUGUAAAGAGAGUCAGUUGCUUUAUUUCUAAGUGAAUUGCUCUUUUUGAACAGAUCAGUUGAAUAAAGAUUCAGUGACUGAUCAAUACAGUGAUUUGGCAUUCACCUAUUAAGGGUUUUUGUUUCAUAUUUAAAAUAUUAUUUGAUAUUUCUGCAUACAAUAUAUUGCUGUUUUGUCCCUGAAUGUUUAAGCAGUUUGAUGUUUAAACAAAUUGGGCGGGUGAACGAUUCAUUACGCCAUUCAUAAAGACGGGCACUAUUUUGGCUGUUUUGAAUGAAACAUUUGACCAUAUGAUUUAAUGACUUUGCUCAUUAAGAAUAAAUGAAUGAUUGAAUUAGUGACUCACUUUUGAAGGCAGUGACCUAAUGGCGGAUUUAUUUUCCUAUUUCUAUAUAUCGAUUCCUCAUUUUUAGUAUUUAACACUCCAUAACAUAAUUUGCUGAGUUGUAACUGUAGUGUAAAUGCAUACAUGACAUCUCUGGCAUUAAACAUGCAGCUUCUGUGUCACGGCUGCAUUUUGAUGACAUUUAUUAAACUGGCAUCUAACUACAUUUAUUGAAUUAAUGUAAAAAUUUACUUGAAAGUUGAUGAAUACAAUUAUUAAUAUUAAAUAUUUUGACAUAUAAGAGUAAAAACUGCCCAAGAAAGCAAUAGCAGGUUGUGAAUAUUACAUUUUUUUAGUUUUUAAUCUGGCUUCACUGAAUCCUGCAAAAUUUUCUCUCUUUUUUGGUGUGUUUUUAUAAUCAUCUUUAUAGUUAUCAUUCUUGGUGGGAAUGUCCUGUAAUGUUCAUUAUCUUCUGUACACUAACCAUGUGACUGUUUUCAGCUUUAGCAUGGUGGCUAUGUUCACAAUAGCAAACUACCUUAUUACUCCUAUAAGGAAUGCAAUAGGUUAUGCGUUUACUAUGCAUUUUUUCACAUUAAUUUGAAUGCUCAAAUGCUUUUGCCAAAAUGUGCAGUAUUUGACCAGUACAUCUUAAUAAUUACUAAAUAUUCCAAUGGAAAUAUUUCAAAAGUGUCAGUAUUUGUAUACCAUAAAUAACAAAAUAACCAAUAUCCUGAGAUUGUAAAAUACAUAAUGUAAAACAGUUUGUAAUAAUAGUUUGCAGCAAUCUGCAAUCAGCAUAUUUUUACAUACAGUAUUGAAUAUUAUUAUUGUAUAUUAUAUUUUAAAAAGUAUUGUAUACUGAACUUCCCAUUUAGAUGCAGUAUAGAAACAAUAUAAGAGGAAUUUCUACUUUUUACUUACAACUAUACAUUUAUUUUCUGCUUUAAAAAAUAAUGAUCUCAAGUUCUGCAAAUGAAAAAGAUUAUGUGUACUACUAGAUCAUAUGAGUGUGAUUCAAUUUGCACAAUACAUCUUAAAGAUAUAUAUUUCUUUAAACUAGCACUAUUGUCUUGUAAACACACAAGUUCUGAUAUGUCUACUGAUGUUUUGCCAAGCAUGAAUAUGUCAGAAAUGCAACCUCAACAUUAUGGUGUCAGAUUAUGAAACAUGUUCAUCAGUACUUGAACUGUAGCUGCAAACUGAAAGCAGUUAUUUACAGUACAUUUACACUCCAGAAAUGUGGAUUAGGGACUCAAAUUUCAUCUGACGUUUAAUAUCUUUCCAAAAUUUGACCAAUACAUUAACUUUACUAAUAUAUUUGGUAUAAUAUAUAUAAAAAAUAGGUAUUUUUAGAUCUGUGCGGGAUGUUUAUGAUGUCCGUGUGAUGAUGAUAAUUUAGUAUGUUGUUCAUUUUGCAAAAGUGUAAUAAUUGUUCACAUCCUGUUUAUUUAUUUCACAUUUGCUAUAGGCAUUAUGAACGAAACAGGCUUCUAAUAUUUCCUAUGUAAAAUAUAUGUAUUUUUAUGUAUAAGGGUAUAUGUGCUAUGUUGUUUUCAACUAACAUGGCGUACAGUAGACAGAUAUUUUAGAAUCAUUCAUCCAGUGAAUGUAAAUAAGUCUACUAAAGCAUAUUUUCAUAGAUAUGCUUAGUAUUUUAAGUUGUUUUCUAAAAUUGUUCUAAAAAUCACUUAAAUUGCAAUAGAAAUCCAAAAAACGU
Messenger RNA from Danio aesculapii, 4758 nucleotides. It is a transcript of the gene slc2a1a, whose product is annotated as solute carrier family 2 member 1a. The transcript is spliced from 10 exons. The coding region runs from base 194 to 1660 and encodes 488 amino acids. NCBI's taxonomy places the organism in Eukaryota, Metazoa, Chordata, Actinopteri, Cypriniformes, Danionidae. Gene Ontology annotation, cellular component: basolateral plasma membrane; apical plasma membrane. The record is from RefSeq and is a predicted model, not a curated record. Gene Ontology annotation, molecular function: hexose transmembrane transporter activity. Gene Ontology annotation, biological process: response to insulin; monosaccharide transmembrane transport.